CGCAGCAACACAUGAGAAUGCUAGCUGACAUGGGUUUGAUUGUGCAUGUUUUUAGUGUAAUGCAGCUCUCCGUCUCUUUGCUGAACAGCUUUUAAUAUCAACUGUUAAAUGGACUAGCAAGCGCCAUUUGAUUCUUGGCACCGGUUUUCCCCGGUUAUAGCGGUAAGCUGAGGAUCGUCAGUUCGCUAGCUGCGAAACAGUGUCUUGAGAACGGUCUGUUGACCUUGUAGGCCGCUCAGUCCUACCUUGUAAUACAUAAUUUGUGCUAACUAUUUUACACAAUUAACUUCCCAAAAUAUAAGUGUAAAAUACCGACAGUCAGAUAAUCUUUCCCUAACCUCUAUUGAGUUAGCGUUGCCAUUUAAAGUAAACAAACAUCUAUUCAAUUGGCUCGCCAAUGUCUGUCCGGGUGUCAGAGGAGGUCGUGAGAUGGGGCCUGCGCUUCUUCUUGUCGGCAAAAGCUAUCAAAUCCCCAUCUUUCCCCAAUCAGCAGUUGGCACACAUUCGAGGCUCAGUGGGAAGCCAGACAUGCCUGCUGGAUAUAAGUCCUGUCGGUUCGGUGAGGUUUUAUUCGCGGGGUCGGGUUCACAGCGAGGCCGUGGAGGAGAAGAAGCGUCUCUCUUCUCCAGUGGGAGACUCUGCGCUGUCCACUGAGACCCUUUUCGAUGAGGUGGGCUCGGGGCAGACCCAGAAGAGGUCACCUUUCUCGGAUCGCCUGCAGCCUUGUGGCUCCCCAUCCGACGUGCUCGACCUCACCUUGCAAUACUCGCCGAGCGUGCGAGAGGUCAGCAACUGCCUGACUCACAUGUGGUCCAUCACCAAGAAGUUGUCUGAUGAGCAGCGGCGCCUUGAGCUGCAGCUGAUGUUUGAGCAUCCUGCAUUCGACCAGUUCCUGCAAAAAGCCAUGAAGACAGUGGAGCACAUGCGCACCGACGACCUGGCCUAUUCUCUCCUGGCCAUGGUCAAACUGGGCGUUCCCCAAGGUAGCCGUGUGGUCCAGACUUUCCUCCGAUCCUGUCAGGAGAAACUGAAUGACUUCGAUGAGAAGGGCCUCUCCAUCCUGGCCUCCUGUCUGGAACAAAUGGAGGGCGGCACCAAUGUCGGUGCACUGAAGGAGGGCAUGAGGUUAGUAGUUGAGGACCGUCUUCCCGGGAUAAAGAAUGUAAUUUCUCUCCAGACCAUGAUGCGUCUGUUGGGGAAAGAUGUCCCACUGGACCUCAAGCGGAAAAUUGAGAGAAAGGCUCUAUCAAUGACCGACAAUUUCAGCCUUCCCAACACCCAGUACAUGAUCUCCACUAUGGCCGCGAUGGGCUUCUACUCCAAACCACUGCUGGAUAUCUGCAGCAAGACGAUUAGAGAAAACCUCAAUGGAAUCCCCUUCAACAGAUUGUUUAAAGUCCUGCAUUCCUGUCGGGAGCUGCAAUACAGAGACUUAGAUCUGCUCACGGACGUUUCAGAAUACGUCGCCUCUAUAUUAGACGUAUGGACCCAAAAACAGGUGGUCCUCUUCCUGUCCGUGUUUGAGGGCCUCGCCUUCUGUCCCGCCCCCUUAAUGGAGGCGUUUGUGAAGAAGGUGAUCGCCGAUCCUGCCGCUCUGACCCUGAAAGACCUCCUCUGUGUCCUCAAGGUGUACUCCUCUCUGAACUAUGACCUGCAGCAGCAAAGACGGGAGUUCCUGGAGAGUCUGAGUCAGGCUCUGGACUCCUAUCUGCCUAAGAUGUCCGGGUUUGAGUUGUUAAAGGCUGUAUAUUAUUUUUCUCUCCUGGGCCACUUCCCCUCUGCACCACUGGAGCAACUUCUGCAGACCAGUACACUGGAGAAGUUAAACUUGACAGCACCCAGGUUUCUCCCGAACCAGGAGAGGAUGUUUCAGACGGUGAACUUGUGCCUCGCUCUUGAGCGUCCUCCGCUCCCUGAGCCCGUGGCGGUGCCCCCGUCUCUCCUGGGAGACCCCUUCCCCAGCAGUCUACCCGUCAACCCGUGGCUCUCGCAGGGCCUGCAGAGUGUGUUGGCGGACCGGGCGGACACAACGCUGCAGGAGAUGGUGGUGGUGGAGAACUUCUACCUCAUCGAUGGUGUGAUAACCAGACCUCCGCCAAGCCAAACCUCUGUGACUGAAGCCAGCCGUUGUGCAGGAGAAGAGCGUCCUCCAGCGGAGAGCGGUCAAAGAAUUGCAGUAAUUUCCACACCACUCUCUGGUCUUUGCUUCGGCACGUCCCAUCCCCGCGGCACUCUGGCUGUCAAGAUUCGCCAUCUGAAAAUCCUGGGAUAUGAGCCUGUCCUGAUAACCGAGCAGGAGCUGCAGUCCGAGGAAAAGAGGACGGACUUCCUCCGGGGACGGAUUUUUCCAGAAUACCUCAGCUCAGACGCGGAACCCAUCGGGAGCAACGGGGAUCUUGAGGACGGACGGCGAGAGCCACAUCUUGUUCAGAGGUCUGAGCCCGUGCAAUCAUGAACACACAUAUUUAGUGGUGUUAUUCAAAGCCUUGUAAACAGUUAAGAAGGAAUUGAAGUAUUUAAAUAAACUUCAUCUGGAUAAAUUUG
Messenger RNA from Pseudoliparis swirei, 2544 nucleotides. RefSeq names its product FAST kinase domains 2 (gene fastkd2). Gene Ontology annotation, biological process: mitochondrial RNA processing; regulation of mitochondrial mRNA stability. Bases 398 to 2455 code for a protein of 685 amino acids. NCBI's taxonomy places the organism in Eukaryota, Metazoa, Chordata, Actinopteri, Perciformes, Liparidae. Gene Ontology annotation, cellular component: ribonucleoprotein granule; mitochondrial matrix. Gene Ontology annotation, molecular function: RNA binding. The record is from RefSeq and is a predicted model, not a curated record. The transcript has 11 exons.